AUGCCCGGCUUCCACGUGUACUCGCAGGCCUCCCGCCUCGGCAUGGAGUGCUCGCCCGACGUGAGGGUGGUGGUGCCUUCCAUGCCAGCACCUGCGCCCAUCGACCUCAACGCCACACCGGUGGCCGGUGGCUCGUCAUCCGGAGGCGCGAGGAAACGCGCGCGGCAUAUGCCGGCCGGCGUGCUCCCAGACGCCCGCUGCAACCUGUUCGAGGGAAUGCCGUCCGCCGGCGACGAGGACUACAUGCAGAAUCUCAUCUUCGAGGGUGGUGCGCCGGCCGCUGGCUACGAUCCCGACAAGACACAAAGCCAGGACGGCCGCGGGGCGUUCACGCCGGCCGCUGGCUAUGAUCCCGAUCAGGCGGCCUUCAUGCGUGAUCAGGUCGGCAUGGACCUGGACGGCUUCCCACUUGACCACGAGUUUUCGGAUGACUAUGGGCAAGAGGAAGAGGAUGAGUGCGACAUCGAAGUGGAGCCUUUGUUCGAGGACGAGCUCGCCAACCAAGCCGCCGGUCCGAAGCCGAAGCGCAAGAGCAAGCACACGAAGGCAUACACGACGGCCGAGGACAAGCUUCUUUGCGAGUGUUGGCGAGACAUUGGACAAGACCCCAAGAUGGGCGGCGAACAAAAGCAUUCAACAUUUCGGAUUCGUGUCCACCGGGAGUUUCAUGAGCGCAAGAAGUUUCCGCCUUACCAAAUUGUGAGCACGCGCGGGUGUGUGUCCAUUUCGAAGCUAUGGAGGGUCAUCCAACAAGAGUGCAACAAGUUUUGUGCCACUCUUGAGAGCGUCAAGGCCCGCCCCGUGAGCGGCAUCGGCAUGCAAGACAUGGCAUUCAAGGUCCAACACAAUGGCAAGUGCUUCAACCUCUCCCAUUGCUUUCAGGUCAUCAAGGACGAAGAGAAGUUCAAGGCGCAAUAUGCCCCCUCAAGUCGCGUGGGGGGAAGCAAGCCGUGGAGGAGGUUGGGGACGGCGAGCCGGCACGGCCGCGGGGGAAGACCAACUCCAAGAAGGAGGACAAGCGGGAUGCGGCAUCCAACACCUUGGAGGGCAUGA
Messenger RNA from Aegilops tauschii subsp. strangulata, 1053 nucleotides. RefSeq lists its product as uncharacterized. The record is from RefSeq and is a predicted model, not a curated record. NCBI's taxonomy places the organism in Eukaryota, Viridiplantae, Streptophyta, Magnoliopsida, Poales, Poaceae.